CGGAUGCGGACGUGGACCUACAGUUUGCCGCUGGUAUACCAGUCAGUUUUGAUAGUCAGACAUUACUUGAAAAAACAAUUCUUACAGCUUUGUUGUGGAUAACUUUUCCAUCUGCUCUUUAUUUAUCUGUGAUGUUCAAUUCUGAAAUUUGCGUACUAUUGCCUUCGUAUUGUCGAGAACGUCUAUCAAAAUUCUAAACAUUGGGGCGUGUAUCUGAUCACAACCACCUGCUUAGAGACUCUCAUUCAAGUCCAACCUUGCGAGACGUAAAAAAUAUCAUUCUCCUUACAGUUGUGAAUUCGAAGAAUAGGGGCGGAUAGUCGGGUUUUCAUAUAUCAUUGCGGAAAGUUGACUGUAGGAUUGUAAUUGUCAGUACCAGCAUUGUUAGAAAGUGGCAGUUAUUGAUGUGAAAACCAUCCUAUUUUCUAAGGACGCGUGCCACGGUUGAGAUAUUGUAUCAGAACUCUCAGCUACCAUCAUAGUUUGGCCAUUUCGUGACAGUCUCGUGUGAAGAAGACGUGUUCGGGAAAUCACGCAAGGACUUGAUAUUUGGUUUUAGUGCCGAUUAUCAGUAAAAUCAGGAUGGAGUCUCGCUUGAUACAAAGGAUUUUAGAUCACAGCAUUCACUAUGCUAAGAUCAUGAAAAACAACAGGUUGAAGGAUAUGAAAACAAAGAUGUCUGAGGAGGUGGUCAUCGCGAAGUAUGACUAUACAGCGCAGGACAAACGGGAACUCAACAUCAAAAAGAACGAGAAACUGUUCCUCUUGGACGAUUCGAAACAUUGGUGGAAGGUUCUAAACUACAAAUCACAGGCAGGUUUCGUGCCGUCGAACUAUGUGAAAAAGGUGAAACCGGGUUUGUUUUCCAGUCUGCGGAAUACGCUUGGUCGGAGGAAAAAUAGUCAUGACAAAGGUGCAGCCGCGGCUUCGAUUAAAAAUGGCGGAGCGGUAUGUGAUCGUACAGACUCGACAGAUAUUGAAAUACUGCCAUGUAAGAAUGUCUCGGCAGUGGUGCGGUAUGCGUACGAGGCGCAGAAAUUGGACGAAAUGUCUUUAGUCAAAGGUGAAAUCAUUACUGUUAUAGAAAAAUCCAGCGACGGCUGGUGGCGGGGGAAGAAAAAGACGUCCGAGGAGGGCGGGUGGUUCCCGUCAAAUUACGUCAUAGACUGUUCUGAGGAACCGAAUUCAAAUACGUUACCCUCAGGUUUGAUUCCUGCUGAUCCCACGCCGCUGCGGGAAAACGGCGUCGCGACGGAAAGCGUGGAAAUCGUACUGACUAUGUACCCGUUUACGAGUAAUACCGCGGAGGAGUUGUCGUUUGAUUGUAACGAGAGGUUGGAGGUUAUCGAGAAGCCGUUGUCUGAUCCGGAUUGGUGGCGUGCGAGAAACGCUCAAGGUGCUAUUGGACUAGUGCCGCGCAACUAUGUACAAGUUGUGGACUCUGAUUUUGAAAAUACGCUCAGUAUGUCGCAGUCACAUUCGAACUCUAGUAUAAGUGGCGGGAACCUUUCGACGAGUAAUUCGCUCGGACUGAGCGCGAUGGUCGCCGGUUCAGCGACUAACGUUCGGAGUCAGUUUGAUAUAUCUGGCCCGCUGAUGGAUAAGGAAUGGUACUAUGGUAAAAUAUCCCGGCAGGAGUGUGACGAUAUGAUGAAUGAGUUUGCGGAGAAUGGGGACUUUUUAAUCAGAGACAGUGAAUCAAAGGCCGGCAACUUUACAGUCACGUUAAAAGCUGAACACAAAAAUAAGCACUUUCGCGUCAUACUUACCGACGAUAUGUACUGCAUCGGCCAACAAACAUUCGACUCUUUGGACGAUUUAGUUGACCAUUAUAUGAAACAUCCGAUCUACAAACACGAGGUGGAAAAACUCUACUUAAUAAAACCGUUCGUUCACCCGGAGGAUAGGAUGAGCAAGUUAUAGGAUUGGCGAUUCCUGGACUUAUGGCGCAGUGGUCCGGUUUGAAGACUACCUGUGACCGUGGUUUAAAUGCGAAAAGUGAUUCACCGGCAAUUUUUAUAAAACCCCGCAAAACUGAAGAAAGUGUCUCCACUCAUACAUACAUACAUACAUACGUACCGAAUUUCUAUAGCACCCGUUUCAAGCUGAUGCUCAUUCACGGGCGCUUUACAUUGUUACAUCGGCUUACAGAAGGCACUAGUUGAAAAGAUGUGUUUUGAGCAUUUUUUUAAAGAUGUUUCGACUGGGUGCCUUCUGUAAGCCCUCUGGCAAUUGGUUCCAGAGCUUGGCGGUGAAAACGCUGAACCGCCGUUGAGAUGUAUACUUUAAAAAGCCAAAUUUCCUCGGGUGGUUUUUUUGCCGAUUUUACCAAUAACCUCGAUACGCAGAUCUAUUAUAAUGGGGAGUUUGUAUUUUCAUCUCAAGUGGAAAUAAUUUCUUCAGUCAUGUUUGAUGCCACAAUGUAAUCAAUGGAUUAUUUCACUGGAGUUAAAGAUAAUCAAGAAACCUCCAAAGUGAAGUUUUCUCACCUACAGCUGAUGAAUGGUAGACUAUACAGCAAGAUUAAUCAAGAUUGGUGUUUUAUUAGCUAAAUCUUGAAUGUUGAUCAAAAUGUAUUCUGAAAUGAGUUAUAAGUUAUUGUUUGUAUUCAUUUGAAAGUUGAUUCUUGGUUUGAUGCAAGAUGUCACCUCCCUCUUUAACCAGUUGUAUUUACUAGGGGUUGACAUUUUUGUCGGAUUUAGAUGUCGGCAUAAAAGGGGUCAGCGGGAACAUGUUCAGUGGGCUACACCCUAUGUAAAAUAGAAUUCUUUACGUCCCGCAAAAGUUUAUUGUCAACUUUCUGACACUCAGAAGUCUAUUGUGGACUUUUUAAUUUGAAGAGGGAACAGCCUUUUACUGUUCUUUCUCCAGAGGGUUAUUCCUGAAUGUUUCAAAUCCUGAGUUGAAGUGACGUUAGCAAGGCUAAGUUUUCCUGUAUUCCGAAAAACUGUAAGGAAGGAUGACAUCAUUGUAAUGAUUAAAGUUGAAUUAAAAAAUGCCCUAAUAUGCCUGGACUUGGGGUUAGUCGGAUUUCAAUAUGCUUAGAGACUUUCUGUACAAAAAAAACAUCUAGUCGUGGGCCUUGUGAAAUAUGCUUAGUAGUGUUCUUUUAAUUUGAAACAACAAUAUGAAAAUAAUUCAUACUUAACUUUUCAGAACCCCCUCAGAUAUUUCACGAUAUUCAGAGAGCCGAAAUUUGCUGACUCUCUCUGGUGUAACCAGUCAGUGUUUUGAUGAAAGCGCUUGGUGAAUCCGACCUUCCGAAUAUUUGCUAUUAUUGGAGAAAUCCCACCUUUCAAGUCAGUUAUGGUGCUUAUCAGUUGACCUUGACUCAAGGUCAUUGUGACUGGUGUAAAGGUCAAAAUGUGACCUUGGUGUAAUCAACUUCAAGGUCACUUGGAAUAUAUUCAUGUGUUAUUGAUGUAAUUGGUAUAAAUGGGUAGAAUAUUCCAGAUGUAAAUAGAAUUUGUAUGAAAAUUGUCCUGGGUUUUGCCACAUGGACAAUUUACUAAGAUUUUCUGUUAUUUGAGGAAAAUAAAAUUUUUGUGUUGAGCUUCAAAUAUUUGGAAAUGAUUGUAUCAUAAUUAAAUGACCUGUGUGUUUCAAGAGUUGAUGGUUCAAAUUUGUGGCCAAAUUUUUCAUGGAGUGUAACAAAACUGAUGCUCAUUUUGACUCGUGCCUUGUUGUCUUUGCCUAGCUCAAGUAAAUAAAAACCACAGAUCAAAGUAAUAUGACCAGUAGCUUGCGCUCAAGAGCCCAAAACAAAGAUUAAAAAUGAAUAAAUGGGCCAAAGACAUCGUUUGGGUAUACAGUAUGCUGUACAAUAGAGGCUUUGUUUACCAAUGAUAUUGUGUUCAAAACCAAAAAAAGGUUUGUUACUUACAACCAGAUUUCUUACUGGAAACGACUUUGUGAAUACUGUGAAAUGCAAUUUGUUUCUUUUCUCCUUUUUCCUGCUUUUGCUUGUUGAAAAUAUGGUCAGUAAGAAAUACAUGUACGUGUAUAGGAUAUUAGAACUUAAAUUGUCAAAAAAAGGUAUUUUACGAUGUGUUUUAUAUUCGAAAGUCGAUGUGCAGAAUAGUCCUGAAGUUGAACUGGACUUCAGAGUCUAUAAUGGGGAUGUUUUAGUUUCUCUGCCCUUACAAUGUAUGAAGGUUAUCAUACGUAACAAAAGACAGGGGUCAGUCUCGUGGAAGAAGUAACUCAUUACUUGCCUCUCAUAGUUUAAAUUCCAUAAAACAAUGUACAAGUCAUAUUUAUUGAGACACCCCGUAGGUCUGAUUAGUAAUACAUGUGUACCAACGGGCAGUGAAGAAAGCAGUCAUUACAUUCAUAUGUAAAUAGUCAUUACCUUGCAUGUUUCAGUGUUUGCUGAUUUUGCUUCUCGGUUUAUGCAAGUAUCAAUGUGUGCCUUGUACCCUCCCUCCUCAACGUUUUCAUUUUGAUAUCUGUUCGGGUCAAGCAUCAUCACUAAAUUGCAAUAAAUACUUGGUUAAAGCAGUCGUACCUGAAAACGGCAACCGACAACACACCAACUAAAAUUAAAACAAAGAUUUCAACUUAUCACUGCAAGUAUUGGAAAGGUUGUCAUAGAUUCAUUGACCGAUCUUGAUCAGCAAGGGGAAGGGGGGAGGGUGGUAUGAGAUACACAUUGAAAAGUGCAUUGUGCGUUCAUAGAAACUGAGGAGAAGACAUGGCAAUGGUAUUAUAUUAAAAAUCUUUCGGUUAUUCAAGUAGGUCUCGCACCAAUCUAUUUCCUAUUUCACAAGUGAUUUGCAUGGCCAAAUGGCCUGCCUAAGUUAUGCUUUAUUAUAUGAGGGAGAGGCAGAGGUUGUCAUGCGACUUAACACGUUAGUCCAGACUAUCCAGUCACCGAGUAGAACUCAGCUGAGCUACUUAGUCAGCCGACAAUCAGAGCAUUUCUGACCGGUAGCAAUUCAUACACCUGGGUGGAAUAAGGCAUGUUUAAGGCAAAGAGAACUGUUAAGUCUCGUGCCGACUCUGGUUUGAACCAGGGACUGCGCCAAUAGUGGAUGAGAGUCUGAGCCACCUGUCACGGCGGCUCCUGUAGAAUACUUCAUCUAUCACCUCGGCACUAUUCGUUGCUACAACUUCAAUUACAACUGAUUGAAAGCCAUUUUGGCCACAGCAGUCUCUUGUGAAAUAGUGAGUGGGAAAGGACCAUUGUGCAUUGGAUGUAUUCAGAUGUACAAGUGAUCCUCUUAUGUUGGUUGGACAUGAAGUGUAGUAGAUCGAGAGAACUUGCUCCAUGUUCUUUGUAUUGAAGUUAAGCGAUUGUAUUUACAUGUGGGAAGCAUGUUUAAAUAAAGUAAAUAUAAGAUAAUUUA
Messenger RNA from Lineus longissimus, 5348 nucleotides. RefSeq names its product cytoplasmic protein NCK2-like. Bases 583 to 1923 code for a protein of 446 amino acids. Gene Ontology annotation, molecular function: signaling adaptor activity; receptor tyrosine kinase binding. Lineage: Eukaryota; Metazoa; Nemertea; Pilidiophora; Heteronemertea; Lineidae. The record is from RefSeq and is a predicted model, not a curated record. The transcript has 3 exons. Gene Ontology annotation, biological process: cell migration; signal transduction.